UUUUCUCCCCUUAUAUGUCUCAUCUCUAUCUCUCUCUAUCUCUCUCGAGGGUGUGUUGCUUUCUAUGAAAGAGAGAGAGAGACAAACACAGAUAUGUGAUUUUCAUAUAAAUCAACUACACAUAUAAAACCAUAAUACAUGUCACAGUUGAUGAAGGAACUCCAUCUUCUUUAUUUUUAAUAUUUAUAUUCUCCUGCUAUAUAGUUCAAUUCUCUUUCCAGAAGGCGAUUGUAGAGACAUACAGCACUCACUGCAAAGCAAAGGAGGAGCAACAAAGAGAAAGAAAAAAAGGAGAGAGAGAAAGAGAAAGAUAUCAGUAUAGAUAAACGACAGCCUCAGAAACAACAGAGACAGAAAGAAAGAGAGAGAGAAAGAGAGAGAGACAUAUACAACUUUGGCUUUCAAAUCCCACGAAGAGAAAACGAUAUCUGAGAAACCUUUGUACCCCUUUUCCGACCUGCAAGUUCUUAAGAGAAAAGAGAUGAUGAAGAGGAAGACAACGCUGCCAUGGGAAUAACAAGUACACCACCUCGUCCUUCUAUUGUUACAUCUCAUAAUUCAAAGGGUCACAUUAAUCCAACAAUUCUUCAUCCUCAACUCUCGAAAAAUCCCAAUUCUAUGUCCCAAGAUUAUCAUCACCAAAGUCUUUUCAGUUUCCCGAAUGGGUUCGAGAGAUCACAAGUGGAACAACAGCAGCAGCAGCAACAGCAACAGCAACAACACAUGGCUCAACAGAUCCGUCGAGAUAAAUUACGAGUGCAAGGAUUUGAACCCCAACCGUUUGAAGAAGAAACGAGUGGGCUUCCAGUUUAUGAUCAGACCGCUGGAAUGUUAUCUGAAAUGUUUAGUUUCCCACCGGGCACGUCAACGGAGUUGUUGGAGGCCCAAUUCAACCCGAAUUUUAGACACCCGAACCCGAAUCAACGGUCUCAGCCACAGCAGAUUCCUCCUCCCGCCGGCAUGGGAAACGAGUGGUUCGGGAACCGACAAGGAAUGGUAGUACCAUUGGGAUAUGCAAAAAAUCAUAACAAUCAGAUAUCAAGUGCUAGUAUUAAUGCGGCGGAGUCCAUGCAACUUUUUCUUAUGAAUCCACAGCCAAGGUCACCUUCACCUUCUCCUUCUCAUCCUCCUCCUCCUCCUCCUCCUUCAACUAAUUCUUCUACUCUUCACAUGUUGUUACCAAAUCCAUCAUCUACUUCAACUAUAGAAGGGUUUCCCAAUCCAGCUGAAGGAUCUUUUGGUCAAUUCACAUGGGGUAAUAAUGGAGGUGCAAGUGCCAGUCUCAAUACCCCUAAUGAAAUCGGAGCUGGAGUAAAUCAUGUUGUAGAAAGCCAAGGCCUUUCUUUAUCUUUAUCAUCUUCAUUACAGCACAAGGUCGAGGAAUUAAGGAUGGGCGAAGAAAGUGGAAUGUUAUUUUUCAAUCAAGGAGGAGGAGGGUCUACUACUUCUGGACAAUUUCGAUACAAGAAUUUGAAUAUUGGUAACAGUGGAGUAGUAGGCCAAAACAUUCAUCAACAAGUCCAUGUUGGGUACGGCUCUUCUUUAGGAGUGGUCAAUGUGUUGAGAAAUUCCAAGUAUGCUAAAGCUGCCCAAGAAUUACUGGAAGAAUUUUGCAGUGUUGGGAGGGGUAAAUUCAAGAAGAAUAACAAAGCAGCAGCCGCUAACCCUAAUUCUAAUAACCCUAGUGGCGGCACUAAUGGUGGCGGCGGUAACAAUAAUACUUCAUCGUCUUCUUCAAAGGAUGUACCUCCUUUGUCAGCUGCUGAUAGGAUUGAACAUCAGAGAAGGAAGGUCAAACUUUUAUCUAUGCUUGAUGAGGUAGAUAGGAGGUACAAUCAUUACUGCGAACAAAUGCAAAUGGUGGUAAACUCGUUUGAUCUAGUGAUGGGUUUCGGUGCAGCAAUUCCUUACACAGCACUUGCACAGAAGGCUAUGUCAAGACACUUCAGGUGUUUGAAGGAUGCAAUAACAGCACAAUUGAAGCACAGUUGUGAACUGCUGGGAGACAAAGAUGGUGGCACUUCGGGAUUGACUAAAGGAGAAACUCCAAGGCUUAAGAUGCUCGAACAAAGUCUGAGGCAGCAAAGGGCAUUUCACCAAAUGGGAAUGAUGGAACAAGAAGCUUGGAGACCCCAAAGAGGCUUACCUGAACGCUCUGUCAACAUUUUAAGAGCUUGGCUUUUCGAGCAUUUUCUCCACCCGUAUCCAAGUGAUGCUGAUAAGCAUCUGUUGGCAAGACAGACUGGUCUCUCAAGGAACCAGGUAUCAAACUGGUUCAUAAAUGCCAGGGUGCGGUUGUGGAAACCCAUGGUAGAAGAGAUGUAUCAACAAGAAGCCAAAGAAGAAGAGGAGGAAGACGAUGAAAGAGAGAAUAGCCAAAACCAAAACAGUGGCAAUAAUGCACAAACACCAACGCCUAAUAUGAGUAACUCUUCUUCUACUAAUAUGACCACAACUACGACAGCACUAGGAGCAGCUGCAGCUGCAGAGACAGGAACAGCUGCCACAACAGCAACAGCAGCAUCCACAUUAGGCAAAAGAUCCGAAAUCAAUGCACCUGAAAACGACCCUUCACUCGUUGCAAUCAAUUCCCAUAUUUCCUUCUCGGAAAACCAAGCAACUUUCCCGACCAAUAUUCAUGAUUCCGACGCCGCCGCAUGCCAUCGCGGCGGCAACUUCUCCGGUGAUGAUUAUGGGACCACCACUAACGCUGAUGUGGGAUCCACCAUGAUAAGAUUUGGGACCACUGCUGGUGAUGUGUCACUCACCUUAGGGUUACGCCAUGCAGGAAAUUUACCAGAGAAUACUCAUUUCUUUGGUUAAAAUUUUAGAGGGUGAUGCUAAUUAUCCUUCCUUAAUUUAUACCAUAGUAAUUAAACCGAAUUUGCUUCUUGCCUCAUAAUUUAUGCCCUUGCUUUUUGUCAUAAUUAAGCUGCUUUAUGUUAGCAAUCGCUAUGAGAGAUUUACUGUAAUUGUAUAGCAGUAGUAGUAGUACAUUAUUUUUCCCACCAGCUUUUUGCAUAUUUGUACUUAGAGUGUUCUGUACCCACAUUAUCCUUUCAGGAUGUAUGAAAGCUGAUUUUGGACAAUAAAAGGAGUCCCAAUGAGACAGUAUUUUUCA
This is a messenger RNA of Nicotiana tabacum (common tobacco), 3121 nucleotides long. Its product is annotated as BEL1-like homeodomain protein 2. Lineage: Eukaryota; Viridiplantae; Streptophyta; Magnoliopsida; Solanales; Solanaceae. Gene Ontology annotation, biological process: regulation of DNA-templated transcription. The record is from RefSeq and is a predicted model, not a curated record. Gene Ontology annotation, molecular function: DNA binding.